AUGCAUCAGCAGAAAACUGGAAUCAGAAACCAGAGGUUUCACCAGGUUGGUCUGAAGGAGAUUCGUGGUUCCAGAGCAAGAGAUGAAAAACGAUUUAGUUACAGCCAACCUGGAUGCAGCACCGACUCCUCCACGCCAGAGGGAGGAGGCAAAAGGAUAAGAGGUCAAGGAGUCUCCGAGCUCUGCUGUCCUCCCCCCACGCCAAUUCUGGGGGAAAACCAAGGAACCUCGGCUCGGAACCACAGAGUGGGCGCGCAACCCCGCGAGCCCCACUGGCGACCGGCACCCCCACACCCACCGCCGCCGGAGAAAAAGGAAAACACCUCGGGACCGCCCGGCGACCCCCGCGCCCACGUCCGCCUCAACCCAACCCGCCCGCCCGGCCGCCCGCGACGGGAUCGCGGCCUCGACGCGACGGAGAAGGCCGCCGCGGGGUACUCAGCCCGGGUCGGUGGGAGCCUCCGGUUUCCCUCACGCGUCCCCGCCGCCUCCUCAGCUGCUCCCAGCCACCCCUUUCUCUCGACGGCUCUGCACUGGGAAGACAUCAAGGAGAAGCCUUACCGGGUUCCGGCUGCGGCUCCGCAAAGCGAACCUCCCCUUUCCUCUGCCGACACCCACAACUCUCCUCAGCUCAGCCCCGGUUUUAGCGCUGGCGAGGAGGAGGCGGGAGAAGCAGCAACCGAGCUAGGCGGGCGAAAGCUACGCCUCCCGCACACUCAUUGGCUAUCCGGGGAGGCGGGCCAAGGCGUCCUGGGCACCACCAUUGGCUGGGGCGGCCUUCCUUCAGAACCACCCCCUCCCCUUAAAGAGGUGGUCCGAAAGCCUGUCCCUCAGGCCUGGGCCACACCUCCGGUCCUGCUGUCCCCACCCCCCGUCAGCCGGAGUCCCCUCCCCUCACGCACCCACCCACGAGGCGGCCGGACCGACUUUUGUGAUCUGCUGCGUUGCCCACGGUUCGGCCUCUAG
Lepus europaeus (European hare) is the source of this 966-nucleotide messenger RNA. Its product is annotated as basic salivary proline-rich protein 3-like. Lineage: Eukaryota; Metazoa; Chordata; Mammalia; Lagomorpha; Leporidae. The transcript has 3 exons. Bases 1 to 966 code for a protein of 321 amino acids. The record is from RefSeq and is a predicted model, not a curated record.